Molecule: messenger RNA, 1237 nt
Organism: Rhagoletis zephyria (snowberry fruit fly)
Lineage: Eukaryota; Metazoa; Arthropoda; Insecta; Diptera; Tephritidae
Gene: Ho
Product: Heme oxygenase
Biological process (GO): heme oxidation
Molecular function (GO): heme oxygenase (decyclizing) activity
Source: RefSeq, a predicted model, not a curated record
ACUGUCAAGCAACAUGGCAACACUGCUCGUUUCUCAAAUCUUUUCAUCUGUCAAUUUACAAUCUCCCAAAAAAACCAAAACAAACAUCAGAGGUCAACCGCGGAUGUGAAAUUGGUUUUGCCAUAGAGCAUAUAGUAAAAAUAUCGUACGCACAUAAAGAACAAAGAAGUCUAAAUGGAAACUGCGUCGCAAUCAAAUUCGGCGGAAGAAAAAAUAUCACCAGGACAAGCAAAUCCUAAAGAUGCGAAUGAACCCGUUGUGGAUAUGACCUUUACAAGAGAAUUACGCCAAGCCACAAAAGAUGUACACAAGCUUAGUGAUGUUCUAGUGAAUGCUAAAUUUGCAUUGGCAUUAUCUGAUGAUGCGGUUUGGUAUGACGGCUUGUUAGCAUUUUUCGAAAUAUACAAAUUUCUUGAAGAAAAUCUACCUGAAAAUUUGCUUCCAAAAGAGCUUCACCGUAAAGACGCAUUUGAGCAGGAUUUGUCAUAUUUCCUUGGAGAAAAUUGGAAGGAUUCAUAUGAACCGCGUGAAAGUGUUAAGAAGUACCUCGGUCAUUUGCAGGAAGUGAAUUCAAAAAAUAAGCUGCUGUUAUUUGCCUAUGCUUACCAAAUGUAUAUGGCCUUAAUGUCAGGGGGUCAGUUGCUGCAAAAGAAGAGAAUGAUUAAGAGGAAACUAUGGAUUGGUAGGCAGGAUGAGGAAGACGAGGAGCCGAAACCAGCAAAUUCGAAUGCAAUAGAUGAUGACUUGGAGCAUCGUCCAAUGCCAAGGCAAGUUACGAUUUGUCCAGUAGGAUGUGCUGCAACAUUUUUUCCGGAAAAAAUUUCUGUAUUGAAGAAUAAAUUACGCCAAGUGCUCAACGAUAAUUAUGGAGCUUUUGAUGAUCGACUUCGCGCGGAAUUCAUUGAAGAAAGCCGUAACGUUUUUAUUUACAACGGUGAUGUUGUCCGCUCUAUAAAGGGCGUUAAUCGGGCAAAUCUUAGAAAAUUGGCCAUUGUAUUGGUGUUUGUAAUGGGUGUAUAUUUUGCAUUAAAGCUUGCUAAGCGUUAAUUCAAAAAAAAAAAAACUACAAUAAAACAGUGGAGGUAGAAAAAUAUAUAUGUAUGUAGUACGAUAUUGCAAAACAAGGGAGUUCUCAGAAGGUUAAAUAUACCAUAACAAAAAUUUGCUUGAAAUUAUUCGUCAAAAAUACUUGUAAGCCGCUUUGCAUUAUCAUAAAUAAAGAUAUGUUAAUCAAGAA